UCCAAAAAUGGGCAGAUGUCCUCACUUUCCUAAGGAAGGACUUAAUAGAGGAAGCUGGACUGCUGAAGAGGACCAUGUCCUUAGAGAAUACGUUAGAAUCCAUGGUGAAGGCAAAUGGGCCAAAGUUGCCAAGGCAACAGGUCUUAAGAGAUGUGGCAAGAGUUGCAGGCUUCGCUGGUUAAACUAUCUGAGACCCAAUAUCAAAAGAGGCAAUAUUACAGAAGAUGAAGAAGAUCUAAUUAUCAGACUCCAUAACCUUUUAGGCAACAGAUGGUCUUUAAUAGCAGGAAGGCUUCCAGGCCGAACAGACAAUGAGAUUAAGAAUUAUUGGAAUUCAAUCUUGAAAAAGAAGGUUGACAAUAAACAGCAAAACAAGAAAAUCACAAAUGCUGAUAUUGCAGUAAAACCCACUGUCUCCAUUCAUGAAUCUCUGCAAGUUAAAGAAUCUGAUCCCUCCGGUGACGACGGAACUUUGCCAAAUACCUGUGAUUGGGACCUGAUGACAUUCGAAGUUAAAGGAGAACAAUUUAACUUAUCUGAUUUUCUCCAGACAGAAGAUUUCUCCAAUGUAAUAGUACCUGCAACCGAAGAUGGCGAAGCUGAUUUCUUCUCUGAAGCUAUCCUCAAGAAUUGGACUGUCGAGGAAUUGUUUUCUGUCUAUCCUUAAUCAAGUCAUUGUUUUUUAAGUCUAAUGUUCUUGAUCCAUUUCUGUUUUUUUGCCCGUUUAAAUGUAGUUUCUAUGUCUAAUAAAUUUUCUUAUGUACAUAGUAAUAUUGCUGCAGGGCAGCAGUCAAACUGGUUUUGUUCGUUUGAAAUCAAG
This is a messenger RNA of Jatropha curcas, 820 nucleotides long. Its product is annotated as transcription factor MYB1. NCBI's taxonomy places the organism in Eukaryota, Viridiplantae, Streptophyta, Magnoliopsida, Malpighiales, Euphorbiaceae. The record is from RefSeq and is a predicted model, not a curated record.